This is a messenger RNA of Leishmania braziliensis MHOM/BR/75/M2904, 2382 nucleotides long. RefSeq lists its product as hypothetical. NCBI's taxonomy places the organism in Eukaryota, Euglenozoa, Kinetoplastea, Trypanosomatida, Trypanosomatidae. The transcript has a single exon. The record is from RefSeq and is a predicted model, not a curated record. The coding region runs from base 1 to 2382 and encodes 793 amino acids.
AUGCGGUCCACCUCGGCGCUCUACCGCUACGCAUGCGACGAGGAGGGUUGUGUCUCCCACAGUGAGCUGGUGAAGCUGUUUCACGGCAUCGACGUGGCCCUCGACACGGCUGCCGAUGGUGCCACAAACGCCGACGAGAUGACGGCGGCACCGCCACCGCCGGCACUCACCGACAAGAUGCUCCUGGCCUAUGCCCCAAACCUGUGCUUCCCGACUCACCUUACACUGUCGCAGUCAUACCUUGGCGACGCCGGGCUCGCGGCGCUCAUGCGAGUGCUGCCGAUUCUGCGGUGGGUGCGCGCCAUAGAAGCGCGCGGCGUCGGCGCAGGACCUCGCACGAUCGAGGCACUGAGCGCUGCUCUGACAGCGCACUUGGUGGAGGGCUGCGAGGAAGCCGCCGCAUUGCCGACCGUGACGACAACGGGCGAGUCUGGGCGGGGAGCGGAGCCGCUAGCAGGCGGGCGGCUCCCCGCACUGGAGCUGGUGGACCUACGUGACAACGACGGCAUCUACGCCCUCUCCGGCCAGCGGCUUCUCGCAGCCCUCCGCAAGCGGAACUUGAUGCUGCGUGCCUGGUGUGCCGACCACUCCGGCGUGGGCAAUGUCGUACCAGCGCUGGAGGUGCUCGUCGACCUUGACGCACUCCCACCAUCCAUGGCAAAUGCACUGCAUACGUGGAACGAGGAGGCCGCGAACAGAAAACAUCAACUCGUGCUAGACCGCGAGAUGCAUCGAUGGCAAGAACAAGUGAAGGUGUUCACAGUGCGCAGCGCCCUCAGCGAAGCAAUGAAGUGCAGCGACAGCGAUAUGCCUAGCGCUUCCGUUGCUGGGGCGGCGGCUGGGCAGCCUGUCGGCGAACACGUCAUCUUCCGCUUGCCCUCCUUCGCCGACAGCGACUCGCAGAUUGCACAGAUGAUAUUCGAGGUAAACGCGUGCAUGAACGACUUCCUGACCGCGUCGUGCUGCUUCAGCUCGACAAAGGAAGCGACGCAACAGCCCGCCCAUUUGUGCGACUCGUCAUUGCAUGUUCCUCCGCUACCCACCUCGAGUGGCGUGCGCGCUGCGUUGCAGGCGUGCGUCGACUUCGGCGCCGACACGCUCGCCAUCCUGCCGCACACCAACGCUGCCCUCUGGUACGUGGCACGUGUCUGGCAGCUGCAGAAAAAGGAGCAGCAUGCAUCGGCGCGCUCAAGUUGUGCCACCACCGCCAAGGAUGUACAGCUAAACUACUGGGAGGUGAAAGCGAACGUCGCAGCCCUUCUGCGUGGUCUUCAGGCCAACCCAGCCCUCGAAGCGGAGAUGGAGACGUCGACGCAGGCGGGUGGCAUUGUGAUUCAGCGCCACCUGUGCCGCCUGCGACAGCUGUACGUGCAGCUGGACGAGAACAGUGCGCCGCACGAAAAAGAGCUCUGCACCGCGCGAGUGACAGGAGCGGGAGCAACACCGCUGGACGAAAUGGUGGCCCUCUAUUACCGAAUCGUGGCCGCCCUCGUUGCUCGGCGCUUCUCCGAGACCCAUCUCCCCUCGAUGCAAGCGUGCGAGCAGCGCAUCUCGGACGUCACUGGAUACGUGCUCAGCCACCUUCUUGUUGGCGAGGAGUCAUCAGAGGCGCUGGAGGCGCGAAUCGUGUGCCUCCGCAAGCACCUCGACAACUCGAGCGAUCCGGUGACCACGCACGGCGGACAAUCCUCUAACACUUCUGAUGGUGACCACGACAUGCGUGCACUGCCUCCGAUCAUGGCGCGGUGCCUGUAUCACCUCCGGCGCCACCAAGCCGACGCGACAGCGUGGGUGGCGACGUACACGGGAACGGCUGUGGCUCCUCCACAGCUGUCGUCGACGACUGCGCCGACGACCGGGGCUGCCCCCAUCCAGGCAUUCCACUCUUGUCACUGCCCAGACGGGCUUCGACGCCACAUGGACGAGUGCGCCGCACAGACUUCCAGUGCAGAGCUGUCGUCUAUGUUGCUUCCGCUGCCGUGCACCUCCUGCAGCUACCACGCUCUGCAAGCUGCACAAACACACCUGCAAAGGGCAGGGGAGGGGUCGCAAGAGGAGUCUGAGCUGCGUGUGCGAUGGACUAUGUUGGCACCGGUGCGGCGAGCCCUCCCGCGCGAGCUGCGGAUGUUCUUCUUAGACAUGAUGAUUCGCCAGCGCAGUUGCUUGCGUGGUGGAUGUGCAUACCUUCCGUCGUUGGACUCCGUGACGGGUGUUGAUGUGCCCCUGCCGAAGUGUAUGGUGAGCUGGCUGGCAUACACCGAGCACGAGCGCGAGAACUGGGUAAAGGUCCUCCGCGUGUUCGGCGAGUGGUAUCGGCUGCGUUCCCUGGAGUCGUAUGGAAUCGCCGGGGCACGCGCGCUGCUGCACCAGCCGUCCGCGUAG